AUGGGGUCCAGGCCUGACGUCAAUGUGGGGUGUGUGCCCAAGAAGGUGAUGUGGAACGCGGCCACCCACGCCGAGCUCAUCCACGACCACCCCGACUACGGCUUCGAAACGCCCGGCGUCAGGUUCUGCUGGAGAACCAUCAAAGAGAAGCGUGAUGCCUACGUCAGGCGCCUGAACCAGAUCUACGAGGGCAACGUCAAGAAGGCUCACAUUGACAUCAUUCGGGGCUACGGGAGCUUCACCGCCGACCCCCAACCCACCGUCCUGGUGGAGGGGAAGAAGUACACGGCUCCUCACAUCCUCAUCGCCACGGGAGGGCGUCCGGCCAGGCGCAGCGUGGUGGUGGGUGCAGGAUACAUCGCGGUGGAGAUGGUGGGAAUCCUUUCCACUCUGGGCUCCAAAUCGUCCCUGCUGAUCCGCCAGGACAAGGUCCUGAGGACUUUUGACUCCCUGAUCAGCUCGAACUGCACCCAGGAGCUGGAGAACAGCGGGGUGGAUGUCUGGAAGCACACACAGGUCAAGAGGGUCACCAAGUCCCCGUCUGGGCUGCUGGAUGUGACAGUGACCUCCUCGGUGCCCGGGCACAAGCCGGUGGAGGGAGUGAUCCGGGAUGUUGACUGUCUGCUGUGGGCUGUGGGGAGGGAGCCCAACACCCAGGAGCUGUGCCUGGACCAAGUGGGCGUGCAGGUGGAUGCCAAGGGCCACGUGGUGGUGGACGAGUACCAGAACACCACCAGGAGCGGGAUCUACGCCGUUGGGGACGUCUGUGGGAGAGCCCUUCUCACGCCAGGUGCCGUGGCCGUGCCCCCCUCCUCAGCCCCUGGGCAG
This is a messenger RNA of Chaetura pelagica (chimney swift), 828 nucleotides long. RefSeq names its product glutathione reductase (gene GSR). Lineage: Eukaryota; Metazoa; Chordata; Aves; Apodiformes; Apodidae. Gene Ontology annotation, molecular function: glutathione-disulfide reductase (NADPH) activity; flavin adenine dinucleotide binding. Gene Ontology annotation, cellular component: cytosol; mitochondrion. The annotation marks the transcript as partial. Gene Ontology annotation, biological process: glutathione metabolic process; cell redox homeostasis; cellular response to oxidative stress. The record is from RefSeq and is a predicted model, not a curated record. The transcript is spliced from 9 exons.